This is a messenger RNA of Nakaseomyces glabratus, 2004 nucleotides long. RefSeq names its product SCF ubiquitin ligase complex subunit UFO1 (gene UFO1). Gene Ontology annotation, molecular function: protein binding. Lineage: Eukaryota; Fungi; Ascomycota; Saccharomycetes; Saccharomycetales; Saccharomycetaceae. The record is from RefSeq and is a predicted model, not a curated record. Gene Ontology annotation, biological process: SCF-dependent proteasomal ubiquitin-dependent protein catabolic process. Gene Ontology annotation, cellular component: SCF ubiquitin ligase complex.
AUGCUGUUGGAAGAGUUGCCCUCAGAAGUUCUGAUCAAUGUGUUCAGUUACCUGGAUGAGAAGGACUUGUACACUUUGCAAGGUCUCUCAAGAAGGUUUGCCUCUUUGAUCGGAGACGAAGAGCUGUGGAAGAACUUGUUUAUUACACGGCUGCAUACAAGUUACUUCCCGUCCUUCUCGAAGUCCCAACGAUAUAGCCACGAGUAUGUGGCAAGAGUGUCGGGUGUCAAGCAGUGGCAGCAUAAUCGACUCAUCAAGACCAGGUAUAACUUGUCACCAACACCAUUGCAUGUUACACAUUUACGUAACCACCCAAACCAGGUUGCCAUAGAGGAGCUCAUUUUCCAGUACCCGAAGCUGGCCUGCUACCACGACGGCAUCAUCACAUUGGUGCAGUUGCAGUCCAAGAGAUCGAAAAUCAAAAACAGAAUGGUGUAUAUCCCUUGCACAACUCCACAAGGUUGCUCCACCAUGCACUUCAACAUUAACUCCGCCGUGUUCGGCAGAUUCGAUGGGAGGGUGUUUGGGAAGUUGCUCACGAACAAGUCCUACUUACAACCAGUGACGGAGUUCGACUCUUCCCACUCAGCAUGCGUCACUGCCAUUGCCACUACAAACUCCACCAUGAUAGAUUCAACCACCAAGGACUGGUCUGUAAGUGGUUCCGAAAAUGGGGAAAUUAUAUGGUGGUUGGAAACGAAAAAGUAUAAGAGCUUGAAAUUCGCAAACAGCCCCAUCUUGAGACUCUCUCUGGUGAAUAAAAAUAUUACUAUAGCUUUGGAUGAGAAGUCUAUAUAUGUCAUAGAAGAUAUGGAAAGGGUACACACCUUGGACAUUCCUCAUGACCCUGUAACAAACAAGCGGAUCUCGAUUCACUUCUUCAAGAUCGAUUACGGCGCACAAACAUUAUGUCUUGCGGACACCCAGUCUAUUUAUAUGAUUUCAUUCAAUUUGACCAAAGAUUUUGGUCAAGUGAAAGUUCUGAAGUUGAAAGAUCCCUCAGAAACGAUAACCGAUGUUAUCAUGGAUGAAGAAACCGCAAAAAGAGAACAAGAUCCUCAACUAGCCGGAGGUGACGGAUGUUUUGUUGCACUCUGUACAUCCAAUAUGAGAAUCCUGGUACUCAAUACAAGAAAAUCUUCUUUUGUAACUGUGAAUGCAGAACAAUUGUACCAAGAGGUAAAGCCCCUCAGGGAAUUCCAAUUUAAUGAUCACAUCUAUGCCACCCAAAUAACAAACUUAGUCUUGGUAUUGGCGUUGGCGGGAACUAUUGAGAUAUACGAUGUGCUGUCAGGUGAAUUGAUCAAGACGGUUCAAAAAACGGAAAAGAUUCCUCAAUUUUUGCGAGUCUCUCAAGGAAGGAUGAUUGUUAGUAGUGGAAACACCAUACAUUACUUGCAGUACAUUCCUGAUGAAGAUGAUCAAUCUGAAUCCCAUAAAAAAUCACAUGGAUCAAGUAGACUUCGUAGUAAUAAGUGGAAUGAAACACUACAUUCAGAAAUGGAAAUGUAUAAUGAAAAACUUAAACAAGAGGAAGAAAGAGAGUUGGAGAAUGCUCGAUUGAUGGAAGCCUACGGUGGUGAUAUGGACGGUGAUGACGAAGAGUUACAACUGAAAAUUGCAUUAUUGGAAUCUCAGAAUUUGAAUAGUCAAUCAGCGGAAGGAACUGAUGAUAACGCCAGAGCGGAUCCUACAACCGAAGAGGAAGAUGAGGCCUUGAGAGCUGCUAUAGAAGAAUCUCUUCGUAUGCAACGCUUGCAAGAGGAAGUAAGAACUGCUGUAUCAAUGGAGGAUGAUGAAGAAUUCCUACGAGCCGUUGAACAAUCUUCUAGGGACGAUGAAGAGAGAAGGACAAGGAGAGGACAGAGAAGAACUUUGACGGAUCUCGGUCAUAAUGAACCUACGACUGAAGAAACCUCAAAUGUUCAACAUGGAGAUAUUAAUGAUGAAGAAUUACAAUUAGCUAUUGCACUUUCUCUAAGUGAAAUAAAUGAAAGUCAGUAA